This is a messenger RNA of Aspergillus ruber CBS 135680, 501 nucleotides long. RefSeq lists its product as uncharacterized. The transcript has a single exon. The annotation marks the transcript as partial. NCBI's taxonomy places the organism in Eukaryota, Fungi, Ascomycota, Eurotiomycetes, Eurotiales, Aspergillaceae. The record is from RefSeq and is a predicted model, not a curated record.
CCCCUCUUCCAAACUAUUCAAGCUCCCCUCGACCCAACCCCCAAUCUCACCACCCUCCUCUCCUCGAAAGGCCAACGCUUCUUCUCCCACCCCAACUUCACUGGCACAGCCGACCCCAACAACCUCGACACCUUCUACAUCCGCUACAGCUUGCAAAGGACAAAGGAGCAAGCCCCUCUCAAGACCCGUCUCAACCACCUUGUCCUAGAGCCGCUCUUUGAAGCCUUCUACGAACAAACCGACACCAUGCUCCAGGAGGCCGAAGAAUCAGGUAGUGCAACAGAGCAUUAUAAGGAGUUUGAGGGUGGUUGCUGGGCACAUUGCUCGGGACACUCGGCUGCUGUAAUUUCCGCGGAGUUUGUGGAUGGGGAGUCAUUAUAUUUCGAGAUGAAUGAGUUUGAGCGGUUUUGCGGCGAGGAUGCACAGUCGAUAGGGGGUAGGUACUGGCGGGACCCGAAGACGAAUAAAAAUAGGGGGCAUAAAAAGGCGAGUAAGGAAUAG